UUAUCCCUACCGUCCACUCUAACUCCAACAUGGCCGGUAGGAUAAACGAUCGCGAGCUAAUUACAUUAGCAGUAGUUUUUCUCCUAUGUACAUUUUCAGGUGCAGAGGCUAAGGGCCACCACGAAGUACCCACGUACUUUAAACGGAUCAAUCACGAUGGUUCUCUAGUAGACGCUGCGAAUCCCCAAACCCGAGUGAAAUUUUUGCAUCCAAUUCAGAGUGAUUUUUCCUCUGGUACUACUCUAGAGGUCAAUCCAUCCGUGGUUGAAAACGGCGCCACUGUGAAUGUCUCCUGGAGUGGAAUACAGCAGCCUAAUGAAACAGACUUUGUUGCCUUUUACUGCCCCAAAGAUGAUCCAUUCGAUCAUUAUUUGGACUACUUUUACGUGACGGAGUCACCAAGUUAUGUCUCUGGAUUCGGCUGGUGGCAAGUCACUGUGUACAAUAUGAGAACUAGCUGUGAAUUCCGCUAUUACCAGAAGAGUUAUAUUCACAUAGCCACCAGCAAUGUGCUGAAGUUCAAGGGAGGAAUUUAUGCUCCUCUGCAAGGUCAUCUAGCUCUUACAGGCGAUCCAACGCAGAUGAGAGUUAUGUGGGUAUCAGGAACAGAUGAUCCACCAGUCGUACACUAUGGAACACGCCCUUCUUAUCUGGGUUCAAUAGCUACAGGUACUUCCAAGACAUACAAAAAAACCGACAUGUGUGGACCACCAGCUUCUUUAAGUGGUUUUUCGAAUCCUGGUUUCAUCCACGAUGUUCUAAUAACAGGACUGAUUCCAUCCACCCAGUACUUUUAUUCGUACGGAUCAUAUAAGAUGAUGAGCGAUGUGCGCCAGUUUCGCUCGGCUCCCGUCCCAGAUCCUGACACUUCCUUUAAGUUUGUAGUUUAUGGAGACAUGGGGAACACACCCCUCCCUGGUUCACACGAUACAGCAAAGUACUUGGUAGAGGAGGCCAAGAAUGGCAGCUCACUUGUAUUUCACGUUGGUGACAUCUCAUAUGCUAGAGGAUACGCCUACAUCUGGGACCAGUGGCACGAACUUAUUGAGCCUUAUGCAACUAUAAUGCCAUAUAUGGUGGGCAUAGGGAAUCACGAGCAAGACCAUCUUUCAGGAGGCUCUAAAGACCCAAGUGGUGCUCCGGGAGAAGGCUGGCACCCUUGGUGGGGGAACUUUGGCGAUGACUCUGGGGGAGAGUGUGGAGUGCCUAUGUACUACAGAUUUCACAUGCCUGACAACGGAAAUGCAGUAUGGUGGUACAGUUAUGAUUAUGGAAGCGUUCAUUUUAUUAUGAUGAGCUCUGAACAUGAUAUCAGACCCGGAUCAAGGCAGUACACUUGGCUGGAAAAUGACUUGAAGAAAGUUGAUCGGAAUAAAACACCUUGGAUUGUGUUAGGAGGACAUCGACCGAUGUAUACAAGCCAAAAAGUAGUAGACGACUUCAUAGUGUCACUUGGCAUGCAGUAUUAUCUGGAAAACCUUCUUCACAAAUAUCAAGUGGACCUUGCCUUUUGGGGACAUUAUCACAGCUACGAGAGAACAUGCGCAGUUUACGAGCAGAUCUGUCAAGAAGAAGAAGGACUGGGGACUACUCACGUGGUUGUGGGCUCGGCCGGGUAUGCGUUAGAUACGGAAGGUUUCUGGGAUUUCUCAUGGUCUCGCUUCAGAGAGAAUGACUUCGGAUAUGGAAGAGUCCUUGUGGCUAAUAGGUCAGCAUUGUAUUUUGAGUGGGUCCGAAAUAAAGACAAGAUCGUACGCGAUAAAGUUUGGUUGGUGAAACCGCACCUUCAUGAUGAGUAUAACACCGUUGCUUAUCACUUAAAAAAGAAGUUAUCAUUGUAAAUGCUGCUGAGAUCUGCGAACGAUGCGAUCGAGGUUCACCAAGUUACUUUUCUGGGAACAAAUUUAAAGUCUGUGUGUGAGAUUCGUACACAAGCGCUCUAACUGGUUGAUUUUAAGCAAUGCUGUAUGUCUUUUCUGUAUUAUUGCUGUGAUGAUUGCGCAAAGGGGAGAUAAAUGUU
Messenger RNA from Pocillopora verrucosa, 2020 nucleotides. RefSeq lists its product as uncharacterized. The record is from RefSeq and is a predicted model, not a curated record. Lineage: Eukaryota; Metazoa; Cnidaria; Anthozoa; Scleractinia; Pocilloporidae. Gene Ontology annotation, molecular function: acid phosphatase activity; metal ion binding.